GCCAGGUUGAAGCUAAACUCAAAAAACCCAAAUAUCUAUCUAAAUAUCCAACAAGGCAACAACCCCAUCAACCAAAUGAACAGCGCUCUAGAAUUCUGUUAUACUCUCUUCCAACAAAAGAUAUAAAAACAGAAAGGAAAUAUAACAUUACAAAAGGGGAAGAGAAUCAAAGCCACCCCAGAAGUUCUGUUUCCCUUUCCCUGAAUCUUGAAACCCCAUAUAAAAUAUUGCAUUUUUAUUUUAAAAAGCAACCCCAGAAGUUUGUUUUUAAUCUUUCUGAAUCAAGAAACCUCAGGAACAAGCAAAACCCAUAUAAGAAACCUUACAAAGAUUCAAUCUGAAAAAAUAAAGAGAAAAAAACAAUGGCGGAGGAGGAUGGUGAGGGGGAACAGAAGGGUUUCGUUUCAAGAAAAUCUGAGCCGUCCAAUUGGUGGACAACUUUCAAUCGAGAUCUAAUGGCAGGGGCAUUAAUGGGGGGUGCUGUGCACACAAUUGUGGCACCAAUUGAGAGAGCUAAGCUAUUGUUGCAGACUCAAGAAAGCAAUAUAGCGAUAUUGAGUGGUCCCCACAGGAGGUUUAAGGGCAUGUUUGAUUGCAUAGUACGUACUGUUAAGGAAGAAGGGGUUCUUUCUCUUUGGAGGGGCAAUGGUAGCAGUGUCCUCAGAUAUUACCCUUCUGUUGCUCUCAACUUCUCUCUUAAGGAUCUCUAUAGGAAUAUCUUACACAGCAACUUUCGAGAUGGUCACCUUUUGGCUGGUUCAUCGGCCAAUUUUGUUGCUGGGUCUGCAGCUGGAUGUACAACGUUGAUCAUCAUUUAUCCACUAGAUAUUGCACAUACACGGCUCGCAGCUGACCUUGGUAGGUAUGAAACUCGUCAGUUCCGUGGCAUUUACCACUUUCUGAGGACAAUACAUGGGAAAGACGGGAUUCGAGGCAUUUACAGGGGGCUUCCUGCAUCUCUUCAUGGAAUGGUUGUUCACAGAGGGCUUUAUUUUGGGGGUUUCGACACCUUGAAAGACAAGAUGGCCGAGAAUUCUGAAGCAGAGGUACCAUUAUGGAAACGAUGGGUGGUAGCUCAAGCUGUCACAACAUCUGCUGGCCUAUUGUCCUAUCCAUUGGAUACAGUUCGGAGGCGAAUGAUGAUGCAAUCUGGCUUGGAGAAGCCAAUGUACAGAAACACAUUGGAUUGUUGGCGGAGGAUUUACAAGACAGAAGGAUUUACUUCAUUUUACCGUGGAGCUCUCUCGAAUAUUUUCAGAAGUACCGGCGCAGCAGCUGUUUUAGUGUUAUAUGAUGAGGUGAAAAAGUUCAUGAAUUGGAGUGGAUUAUAGCAUAAGGGUGUUUCAGGUCAAUAGCAAUCAAUACAAAGACCAAAUUAGAUUAGCCUUACUUGUUAAAGAUGCAUUUUGAUAGCCACAAAGGUAACAAACAUACAAUGUUGUAAACACGUUCAGAUUCUUUUCACUUUUGGUUCACAAUAAAAAAUCAGAACUUUCAAAGUUA
Nicotiana attenuata is the source of this 1503-nucleotide messenger RNA. RefSeq names its product probable ADP,ATP carrier protein At5g56450. Bases 363 to 1331 code for a protein of 322 amino acids. The transcript has 2 exons. The record is from RefSeq and is a predicted model, not a curated record. NCBI's taxonomy places the organism in Eukaryota, Viridiplantae, Streptophyta, Magnoliopsida, Solanales, Solanaceae. Gene Ontology annotation, molecular function: ATP:ADP antiporter activity. Gene Ontology annotation, cellular component: mitochondrial inner membrane. Gene Ontology annotation, biological process: mitochondrial ATP transmembrane transport; mitochondrial ADP transmembrane transport.